CCCGCCGCCCCGCGCCGCCGCCCCGAGGGGCAGUCUGCGCGACCGUGCUUGUCUCAGCUGUGCCAGCUCCAUGAAGUGGGGAAGCUGCGUGAAUCCUCCAUUUGGCAGCUGCAUUCCGGCCCAUCCCAUGCACCUUUCCCUCAGAGGCGACCCCCCUGGCUGCUGGACUCUGAGGCCCAAGCACCUGUGUGCGGUGGUCACGGGCCCGAGGCUCCUUCCCCUGCGCUGCUGGCACUCGUCACCCCCGCUGGGUGAUGACUCCAUGGUGGAGAAGUCCCUCAGGUCCUUGAAGGACAAGAACAAGAAGCUGGAGGAAGGAGGCCCGGUGUACAGCCCCCCGGUGGAGGCGGCCGUGCGCAAGCCCCUGGGGCAGAGGGUCCUGGACGAGCUCAAGCACUACUACCAUGGCUUCCGCCUGCUCUGGAUCGACACCAAGAUCGCUGCGCGCAUGCUCUGGCGUGUCCUGCAUGGGCACAGCCUGACCCGCCGCGAGCGCAGGCAGUUCCUGCGGAUCUGUGCCGACCUCUUCCGCUUGGUGCCCUUCCUGGUCUUCGUGGUGGUGCCCUUCAUGGAGUUCCUGCUGCCCGUCGCCGUGAAGCUCUUCCCCAACAUGUUACCGUCCACCUUCGAGACCCAGUCCAGUAAGGAGGAGCGGCUGAAGAAGGAGCUGCGGGUCAAGCUGGAGCUGGCCAAGUUUCUUCAGGACACCAUCGAGGAGAUGGCCUUGAAGAACAAGGCAGCCAAGGGGAGCGCCACCAAAGACUUCUCCGCAUUUUUCCAGAAGAUCCGAGAGACAGGGGAGAGACCCAGCAAUGAGGAGAUCAUGCGUUUUUCCAAACUGUUUGAGGACGAGCUGACCCUGGACAACCUCACACGGCCGCAGCUGGUGGCGCUGUGCAAGCUGCUGGAGCUGCAGUCCAUCGGCACCAACAACUUCCUGCGCUUCCAGCUCACCAUGCGGCUGCGCUCCAUCAAGGCCGACGACAAGCUGAUCGCUGAGGAGGGGGUGGACAGCCUCAACGUCAAGGAGCUGCAGGCAGCAUGUCGGGCGCGAGGCAUGCGGGCCCUGGGUGUCACGGAGGACCGUCUGCGGGAGCAGCUGAAGCAGUGGCUGGAGCUGCACCUGCACCAGGAGAUUCCGACAUCCCUGCUCAUCCUGUCCCGAGCCAUGUACCUUCCCGACACCCUCUCGCCUGCCGACCAACUCAAGUCCACGCUGCAGACCCUCCCAGAGAUUGUGGCAAAGGAAGCCCAGGUGAAAGUGGCUGCGGUGGAGGGCGAGCAGGUGGACAACAAGGCAAAGCUGGAGGCCACGCUGCAGGAGGAGGAGGCCAUCCGGCAGGAGCACCGGGAGAAGGAGCUGCAGAGGCUCUCUCAGGCCGCGAAGGAAGCGGAGCCCGAAGUGAUGGCAGAAGCUGCCUCGGGGAGGCCCGGGGCUGAGCUGCAGCCAGAAGUGCCUGAUGUGAUCUUGCCAUCAGAGGCCCUGAAGGACACCGCCCCCAUCCUGGAAGGCCUGAAGGAAGAAGAAAUAACUCAGGAGGAAAUUGACAUACUCAGUGACGCCUGCUCAAAACUGAAGGAGCAGAAGAAAUCCCUGACAAAGGAGAAGGAAGAGCUGGAGCUGCUGAAGGAGGACGUCCAGGACUACAGUGAGGACUUGCAGGAGAUCAAGAAGGAACUUUCAAAGACUGGCAAAGAAAUAUACGUGGAAGAGUCUAAGGCCAGCAAGAGGCUGACAAAGAGGGUGCAGCAGAUGAUCGGCCAGAUAGACAAUCUGCUCUUGCAGCUGGAGGCCGACCAGAAGGCUGGCAAGCUGGGCCCAGCCACCGAGGGCUCACCUGCAGGGGAGACGGUCAUCAGCAUCGCUGAGCUCAUUAGUGCCAUGAAGCAGAUCAAGCACAUUCCAGAAAACAAGCUCAUGAGCUUGGCCUCAGCGCUGGAUGAGAACAAGGAUGGCAAGGUCAACAUCGACGACCUGGUCAAGGUAAUCGAGCUGGUGGAUAAAGAGGACAUUCACAUCUCCACCAGCCAGGUGGCCGAGAUUGUGGCCAUGCUGGAGAAGGAGGAGAAGGUAGAGGAGAAGGAGAAGGCCAAGGAGAAGGCUGAGAAGGAGGCUGAGAAAGAGGCUGAGAAGGAGGCCGAGAAGGAGGCCGCAGAGGUGAAGAAUUAGGGCCAGCCCCGCUCUGGCUCCGUAGUGGCCCCUCACAUGUCUGGCUCCAUCUCGCUGCACUGGCCACUGCAGCCCUCUCGUGAUAGUGAUUGCUUUGAAGUGAUUCUUAGUGACAAAUCUAAUAUUUUGUCUGGAAUAAAUCAAAAACUUCCAUAUCAAGUAAUUUUAAAUUUUAAUCAUUCCACGAAGAUUCAGUCAGUCUGGAAUCCCUGAACCCCUCCGGGGAGACUCCUCUGGAUUCAUGACAUAGCAGGGGCUGCAGCGGUCCGGGCUGCGGCAGCCCAGUGUGCAGCCUGCCAGCAGCGGGGGGCUGUGGCCCUGCAGAGGCUCACUUGGCCUCCCCACGCACCCCCUGGCGGCAUCUGUCCCUGGAGGAGAGAGGACAGCCACCUGGACUGCGUGCCUGUGGAGCCAGAGGCAUGCGACUGGGAGUCAGAUGCGGGCACAGCCUCCUCAGCCUGGAGAAGAUGCUUCGUGAGUCCGUGGACUUGGGUUCCUGAAUAUCUGUGUAAAUAGGACUGACUUGUGCACACUUCCCAAGUCACAUCUGUAACGAUUGAGAAAGUAUGUCCAUCCGUCUCUGUGGCUGCUGGAGAAUCUCAGUUCUGACGGGAGUGUUGGGGUCUCCUGCAAGUUUCCUCUUAUGUGUGUAUUUGAGCUCUUUCUUGAUGUGCUUUUGAUUUUCACCUAAAACCUUUAAUUAAUUAAUUAG
Molecule: messenger RNA, 2882 nt
Organism: Vicugna pacos (alpaca)
Lineage: Eukaryota; Metazoa; Chordata; Mammalia; Artiodactyla; Camelidae
Gene: LETM1
Product: leucine zipper and EF-hand containing transmembrane protein 1
Biological process (GO): intracellular monoatomic cation homeostasis
Cellular component (GO): mitochondrial inner membrane
Molecular function (GO): ribosome binding; calcium ion binding
Source: RefSeq, a predicted model, not a curated record